Molecule: messenger RNA, 302 nt
Organism: Cuscuta europaea
Lineage: Eukaryota; Viridiplantae; Streptophyta; Magnoliopsida; Solanales; Convolvulaceae
Source: the annotation of a GenBank genome assembly
GGGGGUGUUUCAGAGCAUCAUGUCAGAGGGAGCGAAAGAAUUGGCCGAUGAAGAUGAUAGAAACAAAGUUGAAAUUGAAAGUGAAGGAAGGAGGAGUAACAUUGUGGAUGACAAAAUGAAGGUUAAAAGUAUCAUUGGUGAUGUAAAUGAUGCAGCAAUACAAGGCCAAGGUGAUCUACCGGUUCAACCACAAAGACUGCAAAGUCCGGGUGGAAACAUCUACUGGGAAAAAUUUCUCCACAUCUCAUCCAUCAAGAUUCUGCUGGUAGAGAGUGAUGACUCCACCAGACAAAUUGUUACUG